GAACAGAGUAAGUGGGGAAGCUGGAAAAGGACCAGAAUGGACAAAGAGUUUGGUGGUGGUUGCUGUUGUUCUGUUAGAUGACAGGGUGGGGUGAGGGCAGAGGACAGACCCAGAGCAUGGGAGUAUGUGGAAACAGGACAAGGGUUUAGGGGCUCUUUGCGCUGUUAACUGAAGGCACAGUUUCAGAGCUAUUACCUGAACUAACAAACUUACUUCAAAGCUUACAAGCAUGUGUAAGUUUGGUUGGUAUUCCUGGGCACUGGGAAGUUAUGGGACGGUCAUGAGAUCCCUAGGAAAUGGCAGGGGGAGGGAUCUUCAGCGGCUCCUUAUCUCAGGCAAGAAUGUAGGCCUGGGCAGAAAAAGCCAGUUCCACUUAUCUCUGGCUCUUUGCUAUUUUUGAUGUGAGCUAUAGAACCAGAUCUAAGAAUGAAGUGUUUUCCUGUCCUGUUUCUUCAAAGCCCCGCCCACAAACACCUUUUUUGUCACCUCUGAAAUCACAGGAUUUCCCCCUAGUUUUCAUUUUUCUCUCCUCCCUACCCUCAUUCUGAUAAUGAGGGUCUCUAGGUUUAAACAGAGUUUAAGGACAUGACAGUGUAGUGUCUGACAUCUCUGAGCAUGUCCAACAUCCCACAAAGAAAUUCCAGAUACAUACCCAGGAUCCCAUACUUAACCCCAGCUCUCAUUCUGGGGGGUAAUCAGGACCUCAUGCUUACCAGGAAGGUGCCCAGUUUACAUUUCUUAUCCCCUCUUCUCCCUUCCCAUCUCGAUGGGUGAGAUUGUGGUUAGUGGCUCACGGAUAUUUUUAGCCAAAGUAGACCUCAUUGUCCAGUGGGGCAGGGUAGGGGGAAGGGGAGGCAGGUGCCCACGUCCAUCAUACCGGGACUUGUGGGGAAGCCGAGAGCAGGGAGGGGGCCAGGCUCCAAAAAUAGCCCAGUGAGCUCAUUCAGCUGCCAGCUCUGGGGACAAGACAAAGGGGCUUUAAAAGGCAUGGGGGUGGCUCAAGCUGGUCCUGCUCCAGCCAACACUGCCUUCCUCGGCAUGGAGGCCUUUGAGCCCAUCAGCCAAGAGUCCCUCAGCCAAGCCAGCUGUGACAAAGCCUCAGAUCCAGAUCCUGAACCCCAAGACCCAUUCUAUGCAGAAUUGCAACGGGUGGAGAGCCUCCAAGAAAAGAGUGUGAAGGAAGCAAAGACCAAAUGCAGGACCAUCGCAUCCCUGCUAACUGCAGCCCCCAACCCCCACUCCAAGGGGGUGCUGAUGUUUAAGAAGCGGCGGCAGAGAGCUAAGAAGUACACUCUGGUGAGCUUCGGGGCUGCAGCUGGGACGGGCACUGAGGAGGAGGACGGUGUUCCCCCAACGAGUGAGUCCGAGCUGGACGAAGAGGCCUUCUCUGACGCACGCAGCCUCACCAAUCAGUGCGACUGGGACAGCCCCUAUCUGGACAUGGAGCUGGCCAGGGUGGGCUCGGGCACAGGCGAGAGCCAGGGCGGGCAGCUGAGCGAGGUCUCCGGGAAAGGGGUCCAACUCUUCGAACAGCAGCGCCAGCGCGCAGCCUCCAGCACCCUGGAGUCGGCUCCGAGGGGCCAGGCAGCCGUGCUCAAUGGUCAGGGUCUGCAGUCACCACCCCGGGCCCAAAGUGCUCCCCCGGAGGCGGCUGUGCUCCCACCCAGUCCUUUGCCGGCCCCCGUCACCAGCCCCAGACCCUUCCUCCCAGGUGGUGGCGCCCCUUCCCCAGCGCCGAGCAUCUUCAACAGGUCGGCCAGGCCCUUUACACCGGGCUUACAAGGGCAGCGGCCAAGCACCACCUCGGUGAUUUUCAGACCUCUCGCCCCCAAGAGGGCGAACGAGAGCCCGGGGAACCUCGGCCCCGCCCCACCCCCCUUCCUGUCCUCUCCGCCGGAGCCCACGCCCCCGCAGAGCUUCACCCCCGGGGGUUCCAGCCACGCGCCCUCCCCUGCUCCCCCCAGCACCCCACGGCCCUCGGGCCCUGUGACGGCCACCAGCUCCCUGUACAUCCCAGCCCCUAGUCGACCCGUUACCCCGGGCGGGGCCCCGGAGCCCUCCGCCCCUCCUAGUGCAGCGGCCAUGACCUCCACCGCCUCCAUCUUUCUCUCGUCACCCCUGCGACCCUCUGCACGCCCGGAGGCGCCCGCGCCAGGCCCCGCGGCCCCCGACCCCGCCAGCGCUCGCGAGCAGCGCAUCUCCGUGCCGGCCGCGCGCACGGGCAUCCUGCAGGAGGCGCGGCGCCGCGGGACCAGGAAGCAGAUGUUCCGCCAAGCGAAGGAGGAGCCGAAGAACUCGCCCAACCCCGAACUGCUGUCGCUGGUGCAGAACCUGGAUGAAAAACCCCGGGCCGGGGCUGCUGAAUCCGGCCCGGAGGAGGACGCUUUGAGCCUCGGGGCCGAGGCCUGCAAUUUCAUGCAGCCGCCGGGGGGCAGGAGUUACAAGACGCUGCCUCACGUGACGCCCAAGACCCCGCCUCCGAUGGCGCCCAAGACCCCGCCCCCUAUGACUCCUAAGACUCCGCCCCCAGUGGCUCCUAAGCCCGCGUCCAGAGGGCUCCUUGAUGGGCUGGUGAAUGGGGCGACCCCUUCGCCCGGAAUCCCUGAGCCACCAAGGCUGCAGGGCAGGGGUGGGGAGCUGUUUGCCAAGCGGCAGAGCCGUGCCGACAGGUAUGUGGUGGAAACCACACCAGGUCCUGGCCCUCGGCCCAGAAGUCCUUCUCCUACCCCCUCACUGCCCUCUUCAUGGAAGUAUUCGCCCAACAUCCGUGCCCCGCCUCCAAUUGCUUACAACCCACUGCUCUCACCCUUUUUCCCCCAGGCUGCCCGAACUCUCCCUACCAAGGCCCAACCCCAGGGGCCUCGAGCAGCCCCCAAGCAGGGCAUCAAGGCUCUGGAUUUCAUGCGGCAUCAACCCUACCAACUUAAAACUGCCAUGUUCUGUUUUGACGAGGUUCCUCCAACUCCUGGCCCCACCCCUUCCGGGGCCCCCAAAACUGCCCGAGUCCAGGAGAUCCGCCGAUUUUCCACCCCGGCGCCCCAGCCCACUGCAGAGCCCCUGGCUCCCACUGUGCUGGCCCCCCGAGCAGCCACCUCCCUAGAUGAACCCAUCUGGAGGGCAGAGCUGGCCUCGGCCCCUGUCUCGAGCCCGGCUCCUCCUCAAGAGUCUCCCAGAGGCUUUGGGGCCACCCCCAGCUCCUGUGGUUUCCAGGUAGCCAGGCCCCGAUUCUCAGCCACCAGAACAGGAUUGCAGGCUCACGUGUGGAGGCCUGGGGCAGGGCACCGGUGAGCAGGGAUGGGUCCCAGGACCAAGGAGAAAUGGAGCGUCCAGUCUCCAAAGCUGCUUCUCCUGCCCUAUCCUACCCCUGUCCCAGGCAGCUGAAGGCUAAAGUCCCUCCUGCCAGAGAUAGUUUUGAAGUUAGUGUCUCAUCUCCCAGCUUCCUGCUCACUCCCUAGCUCCCUGCUACUUUCCAACCAGUUGUCCCUACUUGGAUAUCUUGGUUCUCUUUAUAUUUUCUUGCCUUGAUCUGUCUACAUUUCCUGGCCUCUCUACCUGUAUGCCUCUAAAAAUCUCUUUACACUUG
Messenger RNA from Chinchilla lanigera (long-tailed chinchilla), 3583 nucleotides. RefSeq names its product synaptopodin 2-like (gene Synpo2l). Bases 988 to 3288 code for a protein of 766 amino acids. NCBI's taxonomy places the organism in Eukaryota, Metazoa, Chordata, Mammalia, Rodentia, Chinchillidae. Gene Ontology annotation, cellular component: Z disc; nucleus; actin cytoskeleton. Gene Ontology annotation, molecular function: actin binding. The transcript is spliced from 2 exons. Gene Ontology annotation, biological process: positive regulation of actin filament bundle assembly. The record is from RefSeq and is a predicted model, not a curated record.